Messenger RNA from Paramecium primaurelia, 1331 nucleotides. The record is from the annotation of a GenBank genome assembly. Lineage: Eukaryota; Ciliophora; Oligohymenophorea; Peniculida; Parameciidae.
AUGUUUGUUUAAUAAAUUAUUAUUGUUGUAGCCCUUAUAUCAAAAAUUUAAAUGGUAACAUUUCUUCGUGAUUAUGGUUACCCUAUAAAUGAGAAUAAUACGAUAAGUUGCACUUAAUCAAAAUAAUUGAAUUACAAAUUUACAUUUUAAGAAUUCGAUAGAAUACCUUAAGUGAUUCUUAAUAUUUGGUAAUUGAAUAUGACCUAAGAUGAAAAUGAAGUACAAACAUCCAUUUCAUAGGUUUAAAAAUAAUGUAAAAAUUUAUUUACUUUUAAAAAGCAUUUAUUCUAAAUAUUGGCUGUCCAAAAUCAGGAAUAGUCAAAUAAUUACGACUUAAGUGGUUUGCCAUUGACGACUAAAGAAUCUAAGUAAUUAAUUGUUACAACAUGACUGAAAUUAAACGAAAAACAUUUCUACACAAUAACCCUAAUGCAUUGUCAGGAUAUGUGUCUAUUACAAGCAUAGGUUUUAAAGGCAAAGUAAAUUUUUAUCUGAAAGUAUUUUAAAUUCAAAUUUAGAUCUUAGAUUUAAAUACAACUUCUGUUACUAUUGAUAUUUUAGGUAACUAUGAAAAUGUUACUUAAUUGGGAUAUUAAGUCAUCUUAGGAAUAAAUGGAUUCUUUUAACAAUUAAAUGAUAAUUCAUUCUUUUAGAAUUUUACAAGCGAAAACCUUAAUUACAUAGUUAGAUCAAAUUAGACUCUCGCAAAUUGCUUUUAUGGAUUUGACUAUUAUAAUUCUGGAAAUUUUGAUUUCUUGAAUUCAAUGUAAGAGAGUUCUACAAAAAAAUCAUUCAAUUACAGCAUCCAACCAAGUAUUAAUUAAUUAUAAAUUUAUUUAGAUGGAGGUGGAAGCUAUAAUAGUAUAUUUUUCAUUAUGAUCAAAAUUUAAACAACUUUCUUACCUCUUUAGUUUUAGAAACUAUCAAUCAAACUAGUCAAAGCUAUUCCUUAAUAAUAUUAAGCAAAAAUUAUCAUUUCUAAUUAAGAAAAUGAUUAGAUUUUUUAAUCUAUUGGAGAAUUUCAAUUAAUUGUUGAUAAAUCAUUUGAUAAAGUUAAUCUAUUUACUUUAUUGCGAUGUAAUACUAAUUCAACAAUAUAAAGCAGUUUUAAUAAAUUUUAGAAAUCAAUAAUAUUAAAAUAAUUAAAUUUAACUCAUUAGUGUGAUUCAAAUUUAAAUCAAAUCAACUUUUAAUUGGUUCUAAAUAAUAUGGAUGAGACCCAUUAGGAAUUAAAAAUUACUAUAUCAGAGUUUAGUUGUUCAGUUUCACAAAUACUCUAUAAUUAAGUAAAAGAAGAGCUUAAAUUAUAUGAAAUAUAUAUACAAAAUUGA